AUGACGAAAUGGUCAAUCGAGUUAAGUGAGUUCGACAUACAAUAUCAACCAAGGCCCGCUGUCAAGGCCCAGGUGCUUGCUGAUUUCACAGCAGAAAGGUUCUCCGACUCGUCCACUAAGCAAGAUGUAUGGACACUACAUGUUGAUGGAUCAUCUAACGCUGCUGGAGGGGGAGCUGGAUUCAUCCUUUCGGCCCCAGAUGGCAGUGAAACACUUUUCGCACUGAAGCUUGAGUUCACAGCAACCAACAACGAUGCGGAGUAUGAAGCUUUGCUAACAGGCCUGCGCUUGGCAAAAGUAUUAGCGGUGGCACAGAUCAAGGUAUUGAGUGAUUCUCAGCUGGUUUUAGAGCAGCUGAAAGGAGAAUUUGAAGCUAGAGAUCCUCGAAUGAAGAAAUAUCUCGUUAAGGCCCAAGAAUACGAGAAAGCAUUUGUUCGGUUCGACAUAGAACACGUACCAAGGGCAGAAAACAAAAAGGCCGACGCACUCGUGAAAUUGGCCUCGGCGACCGGGGCGGAAUGGAAAGACGCUAUUUAUCUGGAGCGAAUAGGGAAACCAUCAUACGAGGAAGAAAAAGUUAACUUGGUAGAAUCCAAAAUCAACAAGAAUGACUGGAGGGCGCCUUUGUUCCUAUUUCUCCAGGACGGAUCCUUACUAGAAGACAACAAGGAAACUCGAAAAAUAAGAAGGAAAGCGGCAAGGUAUACGCUGAUAGGCCGGGAGCUGUAUAGACGAUCUCUAACACUGCCCUACCUUCGUUGUCUAAACAAUGAGGAAGGGACAUACGUACUAAGAGAAAUUCACGAAGGAGUGUGUGGAAACCACCUUACCAGUAGGGCCCUAGCCCACAAAGCCAUGUGGCAGGGGUUUUACUGGCCUACAAUGAAGAAAGACGCGGUGGAGCUCGCCAAGAAAUGCAACAGAUGUCAACGAUGUGCAUCUGUGCCACACGUACCCUCUAAUUUACUGUUCCCUUUAACCAGUCCCUGCCCCUUCGCACAGUGGGGAAUAGACAUCCUUGGACCUCUACCGCAGGCGACAGUGGUUUGCUGCUAUGGCAUCCCCUGGGUGAUAGUUACAGACCACAGGAAGCAGUUCAACAACGACCGCUUCAAAAAGUUCUGUUCGGACCUAUCUAUUAAGCUCCUCUUCACGUUAGUGGCGCACCCCCAGAGCAAUGGACAGGUAGAGAACAUGAAUCGGACGAUACUGCAUGGACUGAGGACGCGACUCGAAUCCAUGCAAGGUAGGUGGGCAGAGGAACUCCCUUCCCUUAUAUGGGCGUACCACACCACCAAGAGAGUAGCAACAGGGGAAACCCCUUUCAUGCUUGUUGUUGGCGUUGAGGCAGUCCUCCCAGCAGAGGUAGGGAUACCCUCUUGGCGAAGGCAGUACUUCAAUGAGCAGACCAACAAUGAGGAACUCAGAUCAGAAAUAGACCUGCUAAAAGAGAGGCAGGAUUAG
Molecule: messenger RNA, 1464 nt
Organism: Malania oleifera
Lineage: Eukaryota; Viridiplantae; Streptophyta; Magnoliopsida; Santalales; Ximeniaceae
Exons: 2
Coding region: 1-1464 (487 amino acids)
Biological process (GO): DNA integration
Molecular function (GO): RNA-DNA hybrid ribonuclease activity; nucleic acid binding
Source: RefSeq, a predicted model, not a curated record